This is a messenger RNA of Bradysia coprophila, 1239 nucleotides long. RefSeq lists its product as uncharacterized. Lineage: Eukaryota; Metazoa; Arthropoda; Insecta; Diptera; Sciaridae. The record is from RefSeq and is a predicted model, not a curated record.
CAUAUCGAAUCUACCAGAUGUUAAGACAGUUAAGACUCGGAAUUCAGAACUAGCAGAAUACAAUAAAAAGUCGACGUUAAGAUGUUGAUGCUCAAAUUAUUCUUUGUUGCUGCUCUUCUAUAUGAGACAACCGAAGCAAGCAAAAUCCAAACGGGCGACAAAAAGGUAAGCUUCAGCGUGGAAAAGAUCUGGCAGAACCACAAAAAGAACGACGACAUGUGUUAUGACGAUAACCGAUAUGUACAAAGCGUGCAAGAGUACUACACGGGAUGCAGAGAAGUUAGCUGGAUGUUUCGGGGUCCGUCGUACUGCAUAGCCGACAAUGUCAUGAUAUCAAUGGAAAGUCUCAUUACGAAAUUGCUCUAUUUCGCCAAUACCAAUUCGACGGUGCUGGCUUCGAGUGCUGCGGACAUAUUUGAGUCGAUGAGCAAAUGCAAACGAUUGAAGACGUCGUGUCUGAUUAUCAUCAGUGAAUUCAAUAAAGUUUUGCCACGAAUGGUCAAAGACUUCAACGGGGUCGUUGAGGCAAAAUUAUCGAACUACAUUGGGGAUGUGUCUGUCUCGUUUAGCGAUGCAGUUGUUGAUCUCAGUGACGAAUUUUCCAAUUUUAUGGGAAAAUAUCUUCAAUGCUCGGCAUCUGAAUGCAAGGGAAAGGUGGACUACAAACCUGUCUUCAAAAAAUGUCAAAGGCUUAUGAACACCGUUGCUCUAAUCGCUGAGACCAUAAUGAACGACUGUGAACCACCUACCCGUGAACACUUCGAAGCGGUGACCAUUUUGAGUUUGAUUUUUUGCUAUUUUUCGAUUGCAGUUCAAGGAAUAAACAGCUGUGUUCAAGACCAGCUGUACGGAGAUGAACAUCCAGUACCAAAGGACAUUGAAUCCAUCUCGACAUCGUUGGAUUUUGUCGUCGUCGAAGCACACCAGGCUAUUUUUACGAUCGAUUAUCCGUUCGAGGACAAAAUGAACGAAAUGUUAAUCACCUUCGUCGACAUAACCUUGGCCUUCAACAAGGCGAUAAAGGAUAUUCUUGGUGUGUUUGAGGGUGUGGCGACAACGCGAGGUGAAAUUUUAAAAAACCUGUCGAAAUGCUGUAAAAAACUCGAUCCUGCAGCUCUAAACGAUCGAACGAACAUUGUGAAGGGCAUUGUUAGUGAAUAAUAUCACAGUAAUGAUGCACCUCGCUCAAAUGUAGUUUUAGCGUUGGAAUAUAUGUACAAUAAAGUAUAGGUAAAGACA